This is a messenger RNA of Dimorphilus gyrociliatus, 772 nucleotides long. The record is from the annotation of a GenBank genome assembly. Lineage: Eukaryota; Metazoa; Annelida; Polychaeta; Dinophilidae.
AGUGCAUUAGGUUGAAGUUGAGUUCAUUAUCAACAUGAAAUUCUUUUUAGCUUCUCUUACCUUGCUGCUUGGUCUCUUUACAUGUGGCCAUUCUGCAGAAUUCCUAAACUAUGAAAAAAAAUUGAGUGAUCUACCAGGAAUUGCUCCAGUUUUCAUAAAAACAAAUUCUCUGGAAGAGUGUUCUGUCUACUGUUCAUUGAGCCCUGAUUGCAGGGCUUUUAUUUUGAUGAGUGGAAAGUGUCAAACAUUUACUCUCUUGAACUAUAAUCCCUCUAAAGGAAAACAUUGGCUAUACAUAAAAAAUAGGAAUUAUAAUGUUAAUGACCAUGGAAUGUUGAGUAAAUGGUGUUCACGUGGAAAUGACAUAGAAAAUAUAGAUAGUGUUACACCUCAAUUUUGUGGAAAUAAAUGCAGAACUACUAGUGGUUGUGUUGGCUUUGCAUACAACACUGUCAAGAGAAAAUGUUGGCUAAAGAAUAAAAUAGUUGAAAGAUCUGAAUUUGUCAAUAGACCAGUGAAUAUUAUGUAUAUAAGACAACCAAGAUUCAUCAGAACACAACCAACUGGCUUUAGAUACUAUGCUUACAAGCAGAUUGUGGGAUCAGAUAUGGGAAAAUCUAAAGUUUCAAUUGAAGAAUGUGCUCAAAAAUGUAAAGGAAAAUCAUUUUGCAGAGGGUUUACCUAUUUUGACAAUGAAGGAAUGUGUCAACCAUUCAUGUCAGUUAGGAGUAAAAUUAGCAAUUACCAUGCUAUAGCCUAUAUAAGGCAAUAA